AUGCUCCUAAUGACAUUAUAUUCAUAUUUAUCUACACGUGUUCCACGAUGCAUUUAUAAUCAUUCUCUUUCUUUCUUGUUUGCUUUCUUCUUUCUUGCUUGCUUUCCUUUUAUCUUUCUUUCUUUCUUUUCUUUCUUUUCUUUCUUUCUUUUCCGCCAUGGUUUUUCUUUCUUUUCUUUCUUUCUUUGUUUCAUUCUUUCUUUUUCUUUAUUUGUUUCUUUUUCUUUCUUUUUUCCGCCAGUAUGUUUAUUCUUUUCUUUUCUUGCUUUUUUUUUCUUUUUUUUUGCUUUUUGUUUCUUUUUGUUUCUUUUUCUUUCUUUCUUUUCCACCAAUAUGUUUUCUUUCUUUCUUUCUUUCUUUCUUUCUUUCUUUCUUUCUUUCUUUCUUUGCUUUCUUUUCCGCCAGUGUGUUUAUUCUUUCUUUCUUGCUUUCUUUGUUUCUUUGUUUCUUUCUUUUCUACCAAUAUGUUUAUUUUUUCUUUCUUUUCUUUCUUUCUUUGUUUCUUUUUUCUUUGUUUCUUUUUCCGCCAGUUUUUUAUUCUUUCUUUCUUUCUUUCUUUUCUUUUUUCUUUCUUUUCUUUUUUCUUUCUUUUCCGCCAGUGUGUUUAUUCUUUCUUUCUUGCUUUCUUUGUUUCAUUCUUUCUUGCUUUCUUUGUUUCUUUGUUUCUUUCUUUUCUACCAAUAUGUUUAUUUUUUCUUUCUUUUCUUUCUUUCUUUUCUUUCUUUCUUUUCUUUCUUUCUUUUCCGCCAGUAUGUUUAUUCUUUCUUUCUUGCUUUCUUUGUUUCUUUCUUUCUUGCUUUCUUUGUUUCUUUCUUUCUUUCCCGCCAGUAUGUUUAUUCUUUCUUUUUUUUGUUUUUUGUUUGUUUUUUUGUUUCUUUCUUUCUUUCUUUCUUUCUUUCUUUUCCACCAAUAUUUUUUUUCUUUCUUUCUUUCUUUCUUUCUUUCUUUUCUUUUUUUCCGCCAGUGUGUUUAUUCUUUCUUUCUUUCUUUUGUUUCUUUGUUUCUUUUCACCAAUAUGUUUUUUUUUGCUUUCUUUCUUUUCUUUGUUUUCUUUCUUUUCUACCAAUAUGUUUUUCUUUCUUUCUUUCUUUUUUCUUUCUUUCUUUCUUUCUUUCUUUUCUUUCUUUCUUUUCCGCCAGUGUGUUUAUUCUUUCUUUCUUUCUUUGUUUUUUGUUUUUUCUUUUCAAUAUUUUAUUUUUUCUUUCUUUUCUUUCUUUCUUUUUUCUUUCUUUUCUUUCUUUCUUUUCCGCCAGUAUGUUUAUUCUUUUUUUCUUUCUUUCUUUCUUUUCUUUCUUUCUUUCUUUGUUUGUUUCUUUCUUUUUUCUUGCCAGUAUGUUUAUUCUUUCUUUCUUUCUUUCUUUCUUUUCUUUCUUUCUUUCUUUAUUUCUUUUGUUAUUUUAUGUUUAUUCUUUUUUUAUUUAUUUUCAUGCUCUCUUUCUUUCUUCUUCCGUUCUUUUUUUUUUUUUUCUUUCUUUCUUUCUUUCUUGUUAUUUUCUGUGUAUUUGUUUAUAUAUAUUGAAAACAUAUUUUCUUCAUCCGUUCUUUUUUUUUUCUGUUUUGCAAAAACAAUGGAAUCUGUCUGUAUUUUCAAAUUCCUUUUCAUCCUCCUUUCUUAUGCUAUGUAUAAAAUUAUCAUAA
Molecule: messenger RNA, 1638 nt
Organism: Acanthosepion pharaonis
Lineage: Eukaryota; Metazoa; Mollusca; Cephalopoda; Sepiida; Sepiidae
Source: the annotation of a GenBank genome assembly